AUGCCACCCAAGCGCAAGGCAGACACCGAGGACGGGCCUGCUAAAAAGAAGGCUGCGACUGCACCCAAGCUGAAGAAAUCCAAGGCACCAAAUUGGAAUGAGGACUCCGGUUAUUCGAAUGAGAAGCCGACAACAGAGUGGGCUAGGAAAUGCGUUGACCGCUGGUGCCUACUGCCACCCUACAACACGAGGAUGACCGAGAAGCAUUGGCAAGAUUACUACAAUGAACGCUCUGCUCUCGACAAGAUCAACUCGUCUGGAGCUCCAGAAUCGAAAGAAAUAGUAUCCGAAGAGCUUUGCCAAGAUACCUGGAAGAUUCUUCGUGGGGCUGCAAGGGAUCUGGCUUCGAUCGUACUCGGAAGCAAGCUAGAUGACGAAGAUCGUAAGAAGCACAUUGCUCGUACCUUAAUGGGUUCGCUGUAUUUUACCGAAUUGUGGGGCAACGACGAAGGCGACGAUACACCCCGUGAAGUGCAGGCCAAAUCCCGUCUGUAUUCGCCCUUUGGUGUCGGUACUUCCAUCGACUUUUAUUAUUUUUAUCAUCUCCGGCCAAGGAUGUUUGGAAAGGGAGAGAGGUUUGCGUCUUUUUAUGCUAAAUCCCGGCCAAUCGUCGAGAUCGACCCUGAAAAUCCUACAGCGUGCAGUGCUACCAAACGCAACGCUAAUGGAGCCAUAAAGGCUACUUCCGAUGCGAUUACAGUAUUUGACCGAAAUGGGAGCAAAUCCAAAGGUACCACAGCUGCAAAUGUAAAAUCAUUUGAACAAGCCAUAUUCGGUGUAAGGGUUGGAUGUGAUUCUCCCCUGAAACUUGUCGAAAUUCUCUUUGCGGCGGGGACGGUAAUGCGCUACCGAGAACAGGACAAGGAAUCCCCGAAAUCAGUCUUGGCUAAGUUCCACUACUUUGAUGGUGAAACUAACGGGCGAGCCCUCUUGGCUGAGGAACUGAAACUAUUGGCUGAACUUGAGGCCAGGGAGCCAGCUAGCCCCGAGGUAUGCAUUCCUCAACGUAUGUUGCUGUUGGCUCGCCAAGGAGAUGGUGGAAGCGAGCCGGGCCCCAGCAACCAAGUGAGUGCUUAG
Rhizoctonia solani is the source of this 1077-nucleotide messenger RNA. RefSeq lists its product as uncharacterized. The transcript is spliced from 8 exons. The coding region runs from base 1 to 1077 and encodes 358 amino acids. Lineage: Eukaryota; Fungi; Basidiomycota; Agaricomycetes; Cantharellales; Ceratobasidiaceae. The record is from RefSeq and is a predicted model, not a curated record.